This is a messenger RNA of Leptopilina boulardi, 443 nucleotides long. RefSeq names its product histone H4-like. Gene Ontology annotation, molecular function: structural constituent of chromatin; DNA binding; protein heterodimerization activity. The record is from RefSeq and is a predicted model, not a curated record. The transcript has a single exon. NCBI's taxonomy places the organism in Eukaryota, Metazoa, Arthropoda, Insecta, Hymenoptera, Figitidae. Gene Ontology annotation, cellular component: nucleosome. Gene Ontology annotation, biological process: nucleosome assembly. The coding region runs from base 72 to 383 and encodes 103 amino acids.
AAUUCAGGUGGAACUUGAAUCUCUGUUGUGGUUUUCUUUAUUAUUGACGUAUUUUCGUAGUCGCCGAAAAAAUGACUGGUCGUGGUAAAGGAGGAAAAGGAUUGGGAAAAGGAGGAGCGAAAAGGCAUCGUAAAGUUCUUCGUGAUAACAUUCAGGGUAUCACAAAACCAGCGAUUCGUCGUCUGGCUCGUCGCGGUGGUGUAAAACGUAUUUCAGGAUUGAUUUACGAAGAAACUCGCGGAGUAUUGAAAGUAUUUUUGGAAAAUGUUAUCCGCGAUGCUGUUACAUACACCGAACAUGCUAAAAGGAAGACUGUCACAUCAAUGGAUGUUGUCUAUGCUCUAAAACGUCAGGGACGUACUCUCUACGGUUUCGGCGGCUAAAUUCCUUUUCAUUAAAAAAGAAGAAAAAAAUAACAAUCGGCCCUUUUCAGGGCCACCAAA